This is a messenger RNA of Pseudophryne corroboree (corroboree frog), 2678 nucleotides long. RefSeq names its product casein kinase 1 gamma 2 (gene CSNK1G2). Gene Ontology annotation, cellular component: nucleus; plasma membrane; cytoplasm. Lineage: Eukaryota; Metazoa; Chordata; Amphibia; Anura; Myobatrachidae. Gene Ontology annotation, biological process: signal transduction; endocytosis; peptidyl-serine phosphorylation. The transcript has 13 exons. The coding region runs from base 575 to 1903 and encodes 442 amino acids. The record is from RefSeq and is a predicted model, not a curated record. Gene Ontology annotation, molecular function: protein serine/threonine kinase activity; ATP binding.
AUACGUACUGGGCUGGCACUGCCCAUCCCGGAGAAGUACUGCGCAUGUGCUACAGCGCAGCGGCGUAGCCAAAGGGGCUCUCUGCACAGAAAGGAAAGAAUUCACGGACUGAGUUUACGUAUAACACAUGGCACCCGGACGCCGGAUAUAGCGAGGUUACGUAAAAAGCGUAGUGAAAACUAAGGAGGUUGAGCUGCUGGAUAUGAGACGGGAGUCGGCAUGAGGUUGCGGGAGAGUCCGGGGUUGCUUAGAGUUACAGGCCUGGUACCCGAUUAGGUGCUGGUGACCCAAGACCUUGAACAUAACAUCAAAUCGCCAUGAGUUCUCUUAUAAAUUCCUCAACAAUUCAAGAAGACUGUUUACAAGGCAACAUUUCUCAUGCAGCUUCUGGCCAAGUCAACUGAAAGUACCUAGCAGGGAGGGAUCCUAUUUUCCCUUCCGCUGGGUCAAUAUGUUAUUCUAUUGCUGAUUUGCAGGGGUGGGAGUGGGUCGGAGGAGGAAAUUGUCUUUCCAUGUUGGUUCCUAACCCCUGGUAGCCACCGUAACCGUGGAGAGGCCCGGCUACCACAAACUGAUGGAUUUUGACCCUAGGGAGGGAAAGGGGGAGUCUGAAGAAGGAGGAAGAAGGAUGUCUAAAACUGGAGGAGCCAGGGGGAGCCGCAGCACAGGAGCCAAUGCUGGGGUAUUAAUGGUGGGACCCAACUUCAGAGUGGGAAAAAAGAUUGGCUGUGGCAAUUUCGGGGAGCUGCGUCUUGGAAAAAACUUGUACACCAAUGAAUAUGUAGCUAUUAAACUGGAGCCUAUUAAGUCCAGAGCGCCCCAAUUACAUUUAGAAUACCGCUUCUACAAACAGCUUGGUAACUCAGAGGGUCUUCCUCAGGUGUAUUAUUUUGGCCCAUGUGGGAAAUAUAAUGCUAUGGUUCUAGAACUGCUUGGACCCAGUCUGGAAGACCUUUUUGACCUAUGUGACAGAACAUUCACCCUCAAAACAGUACUGAUGAUUGCAGUCCAGCUAAUCUCACGUAUUGAGUAUGUACAUACAAAAAGUCUCAUCUACCGGGAUGUGAAGCCGGAGAACUUUUUGUUGGGUCGUCCUGGAAGUAGGCGCCAGAAAACUAUCCACAUAAUCGACUUUGGCCUGGCCAAAGAGUACUGGGACCCAGAGACCAAAAAACAUAUUCCAUACCGAGAACACAAGAGUUUGACUGGAACUGCAAGAUACAUGAGUAUCAACACACAUUUGGGGAAGGAACAGAGCCGCAGAGAUGAUCUAGAAGCGUUGGGACAUAUGUUCAUGUAUUUCCUCAGAGGAAGUCUGCCCUGGCAGGGUCUCAAGGCUGACACAUUAAAGGAAAGAUACCAGAAGAUUGGGGACACCAAAAGAUCCACUCCUGUAGAAGUCUUGUGUGAUAAUUUCCCUGAUGAGAUGGCAACCUACCUUCGUUAUGUUCGCCGUCUGGACUUUUUUGAAAAACCAGAUUAUGAUUAUCUUCGUCGACUCUUUACGGACCUUUUGGAUCAGCGAGGACUCAUCUUUGAUUACGAAUAUGAUUGGGUGGGGAAAACAUUGCCUACUCCUAUAGGCUCUGUAACGGGUGAUGCUCCCACACCAUCACAGAACAAGAAUCAACCACAUUUAAAGCAUCAGGGCUUAAAUUCCACCAAUGGGGAUCUGAACAUUGAUGAUCCAACAGCUGGUCAUUCCAAUGCUCCCAUAACUGCGCACACGGGAGUGGAUGUGACAGAUGACACCAAAGCACAUUUUGAAGAAUUGUUGGAAAUCUAUUUUAAAUUGGACGUUACAGCAAUACAAUCACAAAGAACAGACUCCUUUGUAAAAGGGAAUAUGGACACAUCUGUGGCGCCUACAUGUACAGCCCUUUUUAAAGUAGUAUUGGAAUGAUGUCAUACUGUAGAAUACAGAGAAACAUGGAGAAUAUCUUGGAAACAGAGUCAUUUUCAGUAAGGAAACAGCUAUAGCAGUAACUGCUCUCCUGGAUUGUCUGAUGUCUCAACUGCCAAAUUCCAAGGACAGGAUGCUCACAGGAAUGAAACCCCUAAAAAUGUACUCCGAUAAGAAGAAUUAAAAACUGAUCCCUAUGGCUAUGAAAUAAUGAAGCAACCUCGACUAAGAGCUACAAUAGAACCUGCAGAUGAAGUUGGUAAUUUCUGCAACUACAUCAUCAUCACUGCUGCAUGAAUGACUACUGUAUUUAGUGGGAAGUUCUGCAGACAAUAUUCCAUAGGUUGACCUCACAUUAUCCUUUGACACUUUUAUACCCAAAUCUUUCUCUAGCACCCUUUGUGUUCCACACCUGUAUCAUGCUCCCAUCCAUUUCAAAGACGUGCACCAACACUCCACCACAUAAAUAUGUACAGUCCACCGCACAAAUUACUUUUCACAGACAUAAGAGUGGUUAACAGAUAACAUCUCCCACUACUUUACUUUUCACACUCAAUUGUCUGUGCAUAUGGACCCAACUAAUUGGCCACCCACUUCUCCCAACACCCCAUACUUUUAGAAUGUUUGUUUUAAGUUUAUAUUUUCUAUAUAAUGUUCUUAGGUUUUUACGGUUUUGGCAGUUUUAUUUUUUUCACGGUUAUACCCAACACUUAUUUUGUUUUUUGUGUUUACAUUUUUGUUAAACUGCUUAAAUUAUUAUAUGCAGAAGUUAUUU